AUGUUGUGGGCGAUCCGCACAACCCCAAAGGAAGGAACGAGUGUAACCCCGUUCCACCUGGUGUACGGCGACAAAGCGGUCGUCCCUGUCGAGGUCGAACUCAAAUUCAAUCGAAUACAGCACUACAGUGAAGACAACGUCGAGCGGAGGCUUCUGGAGUUGGACUUUGUAGAUGAGACGUGCGACAAAGAAGUCGUUCAGCUGAUGGCCUAUAGGCAGAGGAUGAGACAAAACUACAAUCGACGAGUGAUCCCGAGGUCAUUCCAGGUCAGCGACCUCGUGUGGAAGAAAGUAAAGCUGGUUGGCGAUGUCACUAAACUAGAAGCUCCAUGGACCGGACCAUUCAAAGUAGUGGAUCGAAAUGAAAAAUGA
This is a messenger RNA of Zingiber officinale, 372 nucleotides long. RefSeq lists its product as uncharacterized. Bases 1 to 372 code for a protein of 123 amino acids. The transcript is spliced from 2 exons. The record is from RefSeq and is a predicted model, not a curated record. Lineage: Eukaryota; Viridiplantae; Streptophyta; Magnoliopsida; Zingiberales; Zingiberaceae.